AAAUGAUGCACAUUGGUUCCAUACUAACUAUUUUCUGCGUUGUCAGUGUGGGUUAUGCAGCAGACCCAGUUUUCACAUUUGUCUGGAAAGACUGUGCUACCAAUUUUCUCGAAGUUACAAUUGAUCCGUCAAGUUCAACUGGCUCCGUCAGAUUUAAUUUUGUCGAUGUAACUACAAGUACAAAGGUGGCAACUGAAAUUCAGGAUUACGGAACUACUGUGGUUUAUACUGUUCCGGAUACUUUGGAUAAUUCUGUAGAAAACAAAGUUAAUGGUCGUGGUUUUCGAUUUGCACUUCCAAAAUGUGGUGGUGGACAACACGAGCCACAUAUGACGACCUUUGACGGUUACAAGUUCAAUUCCAACGGUUACUGUUCUUACACCUUGGUCAAAAGUUGCGAUGAAACCAUUUACCCUGACUUUGAAGUCACUGCUGAUUUCAGAGGAAAAGACCACCCGUAUGAACCUCCAACAUUUAUGGUUGCAUUUAACGUAACCUCAAAUGAGAAGGAACUGAUCAGAAUCAAUGAAGACGACUCUAUACUAAUUGGAGGGAAACCGAUGAACAACUCGUUGGCAAUAAUUGAUAAUAAUAUCGGCCAUAUAAAAAAGGAAAAAGGUACAAUCACAGUCUAUCUGAACCAACUUGGAUUCACUCUUAAUGGAAGAGACGUGGACAUCGGAUGUCUAUUACAUUAAAUGACAACAACCUACAUGGGCAUGUAUGCGGACUUCUAGGAAAUGCUGAUGACAAUCCAAAGAACGACUUUAUAACACCAGAUGGGCAAAGGACAUUUGACUCUGAGGUUUUCAGUAAUAGUUGGCAGAUACCUGGCAGUUGCCCCUAACUGGACAGUUCUUCAUCCGUGACAUACACGAAGAAAUCCAGGUUAUGACCAUGACACAUACUAUUAAACAACUUUUCUUAAGUAGUCAUAAUAAACCAUAAACUUUGAUUAGGUUUCACUUUAGAAUAUCUAUGUGGAUAUUGAUUUUAACACAACUCAAUGCUUAAUACAUGUUACAUAUUGUUGACAUGCUAAUAAACUUCAUCAAAAUA
Saccoglossus kowalevskii is the source of this 1059-nucleotide messenger RNA. RefSeq names its product von Willebrand factor-like. The record is from RefSeq and is a predicted model, not a curated record. Lineage: Eukaryota; Metazoa; Hemichordata; Enteropneusta; Harrimaniidae.